AUGGCACCUCCUCCCCGUUUGCGCAUCCUGUCCGUGGGUGGCAAUGCAAUUUCAGCCUUUCUCUCAUGGCGACUGCAGGCAACAACCUCCUGCGACGUGACCUUGGUGUGGAAGUCCGGGUUCGACGCUGUAUCUCAAUAUGGUGUUUCAUUCAAAUCCAACGCAUUCGGCAAUGAGCGUUUCAAACCCAGACAUGUUGUCCGCGCUCCCGAAGAAGCCUCAUCUCGCGAAAACGCAUACGACUACGUUAUUCUCUGUGUAAAAGCACUGCCCGAUGUCUACGACCUGGCCUCCGUCAUCGAAUCCGUCGUCACUCCUCAGCACACCUGCAUCCUCGUUAACACGACUAAUACCCUCGGAAUUGAAGCCCAUCUCGAGCAGCGAUACCCAACAAAUGUCAUUCUUUCCCUUGUUUCCAACGUGGAAAUCUCCCAAACUGGCCCCAGUGAAUUCGAGCACCUGAGCUCGAGUGAGAUAUACGUGGGCGCAACCAACAAAUCUUCCUCUAUCCCCACAUCUAUCCAGAAUGACAUGGCAGCCGCAUUGGCCAUGACUUUGAAUUCCGGUCAGGUCGACUGCAAGGUUUCGGAGAACAUUAGGCAGGAGCAGUUUGAGCGGAUGAUCGGUCCAAUUGCUUUCAAUCCGGCCAGUGUCAUUUUCGAAUCCCCCAACCACACACAAUUACUCGAGAAGACCGGUGCCCGCCAAUUAGUAACGGGCAUCAUCGACGAGCUGGUAGAACUUGCCACCUCGCUAGGCUGUUCAUUCCCCAAGGACUUCCGAGAAAAGACCAUCGAAAAAAUGACCGCAUUGGAAGCACCCACCACAAUGUACCAGGAUUUCCAGGCCCGGCGCCCGAUGGAGGUGGAGACGUUUUUGGGGUCACCGGUUAAGUUGGCAAUCGAGUCCAACGUUCGCGUUCCCCGGGUCGAGACGAUGUACGCAUUGAUGCACCAUGCGAACACCGUGAACCAGAACAAGCCUCGUCAGGAUUCUCCACCUGCGUCCGUGAUGGGAGCUCAACCACCUCCCCGAAUGUCUUCCGCUCCUUCUCAACGUCCCAUGAUGAAUGGUGGUCCUCCCGGUCCGCCCUCUAUGCGAGGAGGCCGAACACCCUCUGGCAUGAGUAUGGGCCCACCGCGACGAGGCCCACCCCCCGGUAUGAUGCCGAGAGGCCCCGGUGGACCAAUGCCAAUGCCCGCCAACCGUGUCCCGCGCGAUACAUCUCUGGAAGGACUUGAGGAAUUCAGCCAUCUGGUUGUGUACGACGGAGAGGGUGAACCGGGUGUGCCACACCAAAAUGGCAAUGGCCACCCUGAGUCAGGACCCGGCCCUGCGUCCGAUCUGACCCUUCGCGAGCGAGAGCUGGCCCUUCGUCAACGUGAAUUGCAACUUCGUGAACAGGAAAUGGGCAUGCGCCGUGGACCUCCUGGACCCCCUGGCCCAGGUCGUCGUGGACCCUUCCGACCUGGUCCCGGCCCCGGCCCCGGCCCCAGUCAUAGCCACGGACCUUCAUUUGACGAGGAAGAUGAAGAUUAUUUCGACCCCAUGGACAGCAUGGCCAUCCCCCAUAUUGAUCCUGACAGUGUCGACAUGAUGAGCAUGACCUCUCGCCGAGGACGCAAGGGCCCUGGUCCUAGCCAAAGUCAGCUCCGCAAGAAUCCCGAGUUCACUGUGACCGCCCCGGGCCCUGGUGGUAGCCGCCCUUCAUCAUCGGCGUUCGGUCGUUACUUCGGCCGGAAGCGCGCGAGCGAUCGCGUGAUGCAAGAAAUCCCGGGUCUUCAUGAUUCACUCAUGGACAAUCCGAUGAUGAGCUACUCUUCCAACAGAUACGGAGCCGUCGACCGAAACCAGAUGGCUGCGGAUUCGCGAGCCAACUCAUUAACAGCGAGUCACAUGGGAGACUACCCCCCUCGGCCCUUCCCCACGAGCAGGCGAAACAGCCAAUCUCCCGCGACUCCGUUCGGCGGACCUCAUGGACCUCCCGGUCCCGGUGGCCCACGAAUGGGCCGUCCUCCAACUGCGCAAGACCAAAAUCUUGGACCCCCUGGUGUAUCUCACAAUGGGCAGCCUUCGCCGCCCGGGAACAUGCGAACGCCGGUACCGCGGUAUCCUCAGGGACCUGGAAACGCGGUAGGGCCACAGCAAGUUGAGCAACACUAUGGGGUGAGCAACUUCCCUGCCAAAGGCCCCCCUAGAAAUCAGAAUCUGACCGGUAGUGGGAGCGCCAGCGCGGGGAGUGGUGACAGCGGAGCUAGUGCGAAUCUUGAUUCCGAACCCUCAUCCCACAGCAGCCAGAUCAGCCUGGGCAACCAGGGAGUCGCGGCACCCGUUCGUUAA
Molecule: messenger RNA, 2340 nt
Organism: Penicillium brevicompactum
Lineage: Eukaryota; Fungi; Ascomycota; Eurotiomycetes; Eurotiales; Aspergillaceae
Product: ketopantoate reductase family protein
Exons: 5
Coding region: 1-2340 (779 amino acids)
Cellular component (GO): cytoplasm
Molecular function (GO): oxidoreductase activity
Source: RefSeq, a predicted model, not a curated record